AUGGGCAUCCUCACACUUGCCGAAGACCGGCCGACGCCCAAGUCCGUCUACAACUGGCGCGUCUAUGCACUCGCCGCCAUUGCAUCAUGCGGUUCCAAUAUGAUCGGUUAUACCAGUGCCUUCAUCGGUACAACUAUCACACUCACAUCCUUCAAGAAUGAGUUUGGUCUCAACGAGUUGUCUUCCGCGGGAAGAGAUUUAAUUAGCGAGAAUAUUGUCUCUCUUUUCAUCGCUGGUGCCUUUUUCGGUGCCCUUUUGACUUAUGGACUGGGCCAUUUCAUCGGCCGAAAAUGGUGUUUGGCUGUUGCUGCUGCCAUUUUCAUCACCGGCGCUGGUUUGCAACUCGGUGCCAACAGCGCCCGAGGACUGGGCAUCCUGUACGCUGGCCGUGUGCUAUCCGGUUUAGGCACCGGUGUGGCUUCAAACAUCAUUCCCAUUUACCUUUCCGAACUGGCACCACCUGCCAUCCGAGGACGGCUCGUCGGUCUGUAUGAGCUUGGCUGGCAGGUCGGCGGUAUGGUUGGCUUCUGGAUUAACUACGGCGUUGAACAACACAUGCCCCAAGACCAUGAGCAAUGGAUCAUCCCCUUUGCCAUCCAGAUCGUCCCGGCCGGUAUGCUUUUCGCUGGUGCACUGUGGAUCAAGGAAUCCCCUCGCUGGCUUUUCCUCAAGGAUCGUCGCCGCGAGGCGAUGGAGAACCUCUGCUGGAUCCGCCAAUUGAAUGCCGACGACAUUUACAUCACGGAGGAGGUAGCAGCCAUCGACCAGGCUCUUGAAUAUCAGAAAACCACCAUCGGUUUUGGAUUCUGGAAGCCCUUCCAGGCCCUCAGCACUCGCAAGAACGUUAUGUGGCGUCUGUUCCUGGGCUGCAUGCUCUUUUUCUGGCAGAACGGCUCCGGUAUCAAUGCCAUCAACUACUAUUCUCCUACUAUUUUCACUUCGAUUGGUGUCGACUCCAACACUGUGAACGUAAUGACCGGUAUUUUCGGUGUGAUCAAGGCUGUCACGACCUUCGUGUGGCUCUUGUUCCUGGUCGAUCAAAUCGGAAGACGGAACUUGUUGCUUGGCGGUGCCAUAACCGGAUCGAUCUGUAUGUGGAUCAUUGGUGCCUACAUUUGUGUCGUUAAGCCCGAAGACAACCCAAGCAGCAGCCUCAACGGUGGAGGUAUCGCAGCGAUCUUCUUCUUCUACCUCUGGACUGCCGUCUACACGCCUACCUGGAACGGUACACCGUGGGUUAUCAACUCUGAAUUCUUCGACCCCAACUUCCGUUCCCUGGCCCAGGCCGCUACCACCGCCAGCAACUGGCUCUUCAACUUCCUCAUCUCGCGAUUCACCGAACAAAUGUUCGAGAAGAUGCACUAUGGUGUGUACUUCUUCUUCGCAGCCUUGUCAGUGCUCGCCUUCUUCUUCGCCUUCUUCCUCAUUCCCGAAACCAGUGGUAUCCCGCUGGAGAAGGUCGAUUAUCUGUUCAAAUGCAAGCCUGUCUGGAGAGCAAACAAGAUGCUCAAGGAGCAGCUCAAGGAGGAAGAGGAGCAGUUCCGCUAUGAUAUCAAGGGGACUUCUUAUCAUGAGGAGGACACCGAUACGCCUCAAAAGGAGUAA
Messenger RNA from Aspergillus glaucus CBS 516.65, 1605 nucleotides. Its product is annotated as sugar porter family MFS transporter. Gene Ontology annotation, molecular function: carbohydrate:proton symporter activity. Gene Ontology annotation, biological process: carbohydrate transport; transmembrane transport. Lineage: Eukaryota; Fungi; Ascomycota; Eurotiomycetes; Eurotiales; Aspergillaceae. Bases 1 to 1605 code for a protein of 534 amino acids. Gene Ontology annotation, cellular component: membrane. The record is from RefSeq and is a predicted model, not a curated record. The transcript is spliced from 4 exons.